Messenger RNA from Gigantopelta aegis, 501 nucleotides. Its product is annotated as protein FAM83H-like. The transcript has a single exon. The record is from RefSeq and is a predicted model, not a curated record. The coding region runs from base 1 to 501 and encodes 166 amino acids. NCBI's taxonomy places the organism in Eukaryota, Metazoa, Mollusca, Gastropoda, Neomphalida, Peltospiridae.
AUGUACCCGAGUUCCCGGGGAAGUACAGAGAUAAUGUACCCAAGUUCCCAGGGAAGUACAGAGAUAAUGUACCCGAGUUCCCAGGGAAGUACAGAGAGAAUGUACCCAAGUUCCCAGGGAAGUACAAAGAGAAUGUACCCGAGUUCCCAGGGAAGUACAGAGAGAAUGUACCCGAGUUCUCAGGGAAGUACAGAGAAUGUACCCGAGUUCCCAGGGAAGUACAGAGAGAAUGUACCCGAGUUCCCAGGGAAGUACAGAGAAUGUACCCGAGUUCCCAGGGAAGUACAGAGAGAAUGUACCCGAGUUCUCAGGGAAGUACAGAGAAUGUACCCAAGUUCCCAGGGAAGUACAGAGGGAAUGUACCCGAGUUCCCAGGGAAGUACAGAGAGAAUGUACCCGAGUUCCCAGGGAAGUGCAGAGAAUGUACCCGAGUUCCCAGGGAAGUACAGAGAAUGUACCCGAGUUCCCAGGGAAGUGCAGAGAAUGUACCCGAAUGAAUGA